This is a messenger RNA of Anguilla rostrata (American eel), 873 nucleotides long. It is a transcript of the gene emc9, whose product is annotated as ER membrane protein complex subunit 9. The record is from RefSeq and is a predicted model, not a curated record. The transcript has 6 exons. NCBI's taxonomy places the organism in Eukaryota, Metazoa, Chordata, Actinopteri, Anguilliformes, Anguillidae. Bases 193 to 810 code for a protein of 205 amino acids. Gene Ontology annotation, cellular component: EMC complex.
CGCUGAAUUCACAGCUUUAGCUACCGCUUAGCUUACAUGUAGUCAUUCCGCAUUUAUUUAUAUUCGCAAUUUUACGAUUACGCUUAAUAUUUUGCGCAAUUUUUUAUUAAAAAACUACUGCUUUAGGACUGUUUUAAUAUUGCUCAUUUUGCACCUACGGUGUUCGCUAGCCACUACUGCGCAUUGAACGUGAUGGGGGAGGUUGAACUGUCCUGCCUGGCAUAUGUCAAGAUGUACCUGCACGCCUGUUUGUUUCCACGCUGCAGUGUGAACGGCGUCCUUUUGUCCUCCACCCCAGCUGGGGGCGCUGUGUGCGUGACGGACUGUGUGCCUCUGCUCCACUCGCACCUGUCUCUGGCCCCCGUCACACAGCUUGCCCUCACACAGGUAGACGUAUGGUGCGCGCAGACGCAGCAGAGGAUUGUGGGAUACUAUCAAGCCAACGCCAGUGUGUCGGACAGCAGCCCCACGCCGUGCGCGCUGAAGAUAGCGGAUAAAAUCGCGGAGCAGUGCAGUAACGCAGUGAUGCUGAUGAUCGAUGGUGCAAAGAUGUCGGCGGGGUACAGAGUUCCCCCGAUUGUCAUGUACGAGCGCAAAGAUUCGCGGUGGACGCUCAAAGACAAACACACGAUAAUGCUGCAUCAGUGGGAGGAGACUCGUGCAAUAGCCAAUCAGCUGCUGGACUCUGGAGACCACACCUUACUAGUGGAUUUUGAUAGUCAUCUGGAUGACAUCACAAAGGACUGGACCAAUCAGAAACUGAAUGCCAAGAUCGCAGAGCUUGCCUCACCAGCCAAUGGCAAUGUCUAAAUGUAACAUGUUAAUUAGCCUAUAAAUUGAGUGACAAAUAAACACUAAGCUAUUUAAUAUGAA